Messenger RNA from Misgurnus anguillicaudatus (oriental weatherfish), 3288 nucleotides. The record is from RefSeq and is a predicted model, not a curated record. Lineage: Eukaryota; Metazoa; Chordata; Actinopteri; Cypriniformes; Cobitidae.
AGGGGUCGAAUUUAGCAUCAUGUGCUGGAGAGAAAUAUGCGACGACGCGCACCAACACACAGAGCUCUGAUUGAUCCGCCAGCAAUUUUACACAAAAAUCUAACCAGUCUUCAUGCUUAUACUCUUCAGCAAGCCUUUUACUUUCACUGUCCACCUGGAUCUGUUUCUAUCUAUGGAUAAACACAAUGGUGUUUUUUGAAGGGGUUGUGUGUGUGAGUAUGAAUCAUAUUUCUAAGAAGUAGAACACGCAUACUUCCCGUGUAGUCUUUGUGCGCUCGGCCUACAGUACCGCUGCAUUUACCGUCAACCUUCUGCUUUACCGGGAAAGAAAACCUCCUGGGGCGUAGGAUGCGUGUUGACUGCAUCAUCAGCUUUGCUCCUGCGUGUCUGGCUGCUGAUCGUCUGCAGUAGCACAAUGACCAACAUCCACCCGACUCAUACGAAACACCCACUAAAGUCUUUCCAAUGAUAUGAUAGUAGCCACCUGGAUUGCAUUCUGUGCCAGCAGGAGCCUCGCACGGGUUCUACGAUUGACCGUAGAACAGCUGCAUUCAGUGAGGUUUUGGCCCCGUGGAGCCAUGGGGAACAGCUGCGUGUGCAGAGAGGACAGUGAUGUGGAGGAGGGAUCGGCCCCUCGCAGGCAGCUCAGGCGAGUGGAUAACUCUGUAUCUGAUCCCCCAGAGGCCAGAGGCAGCCGGCCAAGAGACCCGGUCCGACCGCCCAGACGGGGCCGAGGACCUCAUGAGCCACGUCGGAAAAAACAAAAUGUAGAUGGAUUGGUGCUGGACACGCUGGCUGUUAUCAGGACUCUUGUUGACAAUGACCAAGAGCCACCGUACUCCAUGAUCACGCUACAUGAGAUGGCCGAGACGGAUGAUGGCUGGUUAGAAGUGGUGCAGUCUUUAAUAAGGGUUAUUCCUCUAGAUGACCCACUGGGUCCAGCCGUAAUAACCCUGCUUUUGGAUGAAUGCCCUUUGCCCACCAAAGAUGCUCUACAGAAGUUGUCAGACAUGUUAAGUCUGAGUGCUGCUGUGGCCCGUCAGGACGCCCUCAUUCCUGCCAAACACCGCAACACCACAGCUGUGCUGGGCUGCCUGGCUGAGAAACUGGCUGGUCCAGCGAGCAUCGCGCUCCUCAGCCCUGGAACUCUGGAGUACUUGCUUGAGAGUUUGAGCUCUGAGGCCCACCCCACUGUCAUGUUGUUCGCGCUCAUCGCUUUAGAGAAAUUCUCUCAGACCAGUGAGAACAAGCUAACAGUAUCAGAAUCGUGUAUCAGUGAUCGUCUCUCCGUUCUGGAAUCCUGGGCCGAUCAUCCAGACUAUCUAAAGCGUCAGGUCGGCUUUUGUGCUCAGUGGAGCCUUGAUAACCUCUUCAUUAAAGAGGGCCGCCAGUUCACAUAUGAGAAGGUCAACUUGAACAAUAUUAACGCCAUGCUGAACAGUAAUGACGUCAGCGAGUAUCUCAAGAUCUCACCUACUGGACUGGAGGCACGGUGUGACGCAUCAUCGUUCGAGAGCGUUCGCUGCACGUUUUGUGUGGAUUCGGGUGUUUGGUACUAUGAAGUGACGGUCAUCACCUCUGGCGUUAUGCAAAUUGGCUGGGCAACCAAGGAUAGCAAGUUUCUUAACCAUGAAGGUUAUGGGAUUGGAGAUGAUGAAUACUCAUGUGCAUAUGAUGGCUGCAGGCAGCUGAUCUGGUACAACGCUCGCAGUAAACCUCACUCCCACCCCUGCUGGAAAGAAGGUGAUGCCAUAGGUUUCCUGCUGGACCUCAGUAAGAAGCAGAUGGUUUUCUUUCUAAACGGACACCAGCUGCCUCCUGAGAAGCAGGUGUUCUCUUCUGCCACAUCUGGCUUUUUUGCUGCCGCCAGUUUUAUGUCCUACCAACAGUGUGAGUUCAACUUUGGAGCCAAGCCCUUCCGCCACCCCCCCUCUAUCAAAUUUAACACCUUUAAUGAAUUUGCUUCACUCGCGUCGGAUGAAAAAAUCAUUCUGCCCAGACACAGGCGCCUGGCGUUGCUUAAACAGGUUAGCAUUAGAGAUAACUGCUGCACCCUCUGUUGUGACCAGAUGGCAGACACUGAACUGAGACCCUGCUCACACAGUGGGAUUUGUAUGGAGUGUGCCUUACAGCUGGAAACGUGCCCACUUUGUCGUCAGGACAUCCAGACCCGAGUCAGACUUAUUUCCCAUGUGUCCUGACAUCAGCUCCACCACCCCAGACGUGGACUUUCCCCCUCAAGCUUCCAUCAUAUCCAAUCUCCUCUGUCCACUCCUUUGGACACUGAAGCUUGGACCUUUCAUGCUUUGUGAGGAUGGAUGGAUCAGACCCUCCGUGAAGCUGGAGGAAAGAAAGAGAAAGCAAACCCUUUACUGUUGCACUCCAAGGAAGCCCCAAUCAGAGCAAUGAGGAUAUUGAGGAAAUUUAGAGGUUUAAAGGUUCUUUGAAAAUGUUUAAUUGCCAAUUUCAGGAGAUAUAAUAUGGAGCAAAUACAACCAUUAUGUGCAGAUCUGUAUAUGAGUCUUUCACUUCAAGCUCUGAUCAGGAAGUAAGUCAGUAUGUGUCCCUGUUCAGAUGCAUUAAAUAUAAUAUAUAUAUAUAUAUACUUGACUUCUCUCAUUUUUAUUCCAAGUUCAGGUUUCCACAGGAACUACAAGAGUUUCUAAUCUUGAUGUUUGCUCUCAAAAAUCAUGCCUGCCUCAGAAACCCAUAAUCCUCUCUUUCAGACUUGAUUGUACUUACCGGUAUAUUUGUUCUGGGUUGAUUGCCCCACACAUGAUUUUUUGUAAUAAGAAUAUUUUUAAUGAUGUAUGAUAUAAAGCCCAUUUAGAAACAAAUGCCAAGUUUUGGUGACUGAUAUUGUUCAAAAGCACGCACAUCAACCUAAAGUGGGUGCUCGACUAAAAACCAUACUAAAAAAUAAAUGUAAAGUCGGCACACAAAAGCUCCAAAAGAAUAAAAAAUGUAUAACAGAUUUUCAAAUAGCUUGUGAAAGUAUGUUAUUUAAUUUGAUACUUUUGGAUCUUUGGUGUGAUGGAUAUUAUUAGAAUUUCUAAUUUGUAUGAUACCAUAUUGAAGAUAUGUGACAACCUGUAAAUGAGAUUUGGGAAAGUGGUAAUACACAUAUCUGUCCUAAUGCUGCUCAGGCUAAAUGUGAAUGUUCUGCAGCAGUUACAGAGAGACUGAAAUCUCCAGACCUCCCAAAGAUAAGACAGUAUGAUUUGAAUUAAGAAUAUGCCAUUUUCUGAAUUGUGAUGUUUGUAAUAAAUGUUUGUUUUAUGUGUUGCA